This is a messenger RNA of Colletotrichum graminicola M1.001, 1011 nucleotides long. RefSeq lists its product as uncharacterized. The coding region runs from base 1 to 1011 and encodes 336 amino acids. Lineage: Eukaryota; Fungi; Ascomycota; Sordariomycetes; Glomerellales; Glomerellaceae. The transcript has 3 exons. The record is from RefSeq and is a predicted model, not a curated record.
AUGGUUGCUGUGGGAGAGGUCCUGCUGCUGGUAGGGUUAGUUCUCCCGGCCGCAGCCGUCAAGGUCGGCAGUCGCGAGGCGCUGUUGUCUUCUCAGACACUCCAGGUCCAGAAUGAGGUCGGAUACUGGCCCAUUGCGCCGACGACGCCCCCCAGCCCGCGGUUCGCGGCCGUGGCUUUCAAGAGACAGGCGAACACUGUGUGCGGAUACUACAGUAUAGACAACGAUCCAUUCGAGUGUGAUAGCGGCGAGACGUGUCUCACAGCAAACGGCUACUUUGGCUGCUCGAGCUCGUCGAGCUUGUCGCUGAUCACAGCUUGCAUUGACGGGAUCCAUACAAUAUGCAGUGACCUGAACAUAGGUCCCAGCACGGCCUGCUGGUUCGUCUCAACUUUUGCUUUUGCCUCACCCUUUGGCGAACAUGCGCUUUCAAUAUGUACUGUAAAGGGUGGCUCUUAUGCCACCAUCACGGGCUUUCAAUGCGGUAACUACCCUGUCGCGGGUCCCCAGCUUCUCCUCGAGACCCCACGUCAAUCGACAUCAGUAGAAAUCACCACCACGUCAACGUCGACCACGACAGCACCAGCCUCUGCCACCGACAACACUCUAUCCGAGACUGCGACACCAGACUCUGCUAUCGACAACACUCCUUCCGAGGCCACGACACUAGCUCCCUCUCAUGGUCUCUCGGGCGCGACUAUCGGUGCCAUCGCCGGCGGUGUCGUUGGCGGACUAGCCGUCAUAGGUCUUACCCUGUUUUGUAUUUUCUGGGUCUUCCUACGCGGCCACCGGGAAAAGGGCGGGGCUUCUGCCGCUCCUCCGACCGCCAUGGAUCAGCCAUACGUCUAUUCCGCAAUGCCUCCCUCCGGGACCCCCCACCAAACCGUCGCCGCGCCGCAGAGCCCCGUAAAGGAAGACAGCUGGCGUGUGUCCGAAGCGCCCGCCGUCAAUCCUCCGGGGAUGGGCAACAACGCCUCAGAACUUCCGUCACAGAAGUAUGACCAUAAUUGA